GUCGAACACCAUGAGCAGUCACAUAGCAGUUGCGGUGCAUGACGCCAGAGACCUUCCGGAACCGAGUUCCUUGCGUGUCGCUCUGCUUGAUGAGACUUUAGCUCGCCACCAACCUCUUCAUGGUCCAUCUACAACCCACGGUGACUGCUCAAGUAAGGCAAUGAUGAAUUCCAGCGCCUUCAAGUCGCACACAUUUCAGGUAAGGGCACGGCGUAUGCUGCCACUUGGACCGACAGGGCCUGUAGUUUGUCUGGCCAGAUAUGCCUGACACGUCGAAACCUAUCCUUUCAGUGGAGCUGUGGGAUUGUUCCAAAUCGUACGAUGAGUUUGUAUGUGUGGCGCAGCGACCUUGCGAUUGUGCAUUCCCGCCAACGUGGUGGGCACUGCCACGGCAAAAAAAUUACAGACAGCCUGAGCUGCUCAUCUCCGUCACUAUCGAGAUGGCUCCUGCACCAUCCCCACCAACAAAGCUGCCUCCUUCACUCGACUUUACCUUCCGCGUCCCUUGCGACUGCAUCAAUUGGAGGGCGCUGAACGCAGUCAACGUCGGUGCCGUCGUGCACAAGAAGCAAGUCGACGUGUUGGAAGGACUGAUGGACGUCACACUCUGCGGAGAUGCUAACACGGAAGAUGGGAAUGAACUGGCGUCUGCCAUGGUUUUACUGCAGUUUGCAUGUCAAUACGCCGACUACUGCAAAAACCAACUGACUCGGCGUGUCAUGGCACUGCAAGAUCAAUUGAACAAGCACACAGCAACGAAGGAAGCGUUGGUACGACGGCGUCGUCGGCUCGACGAAAAGAAUCGCAUUUCCUUGCAGGAAAACCACGCGUUGGACGACCGCUUGGCGUCUCUAAAGGCGGUCGUGCACCAGGACAAGGCUCCACUGGAUUUGUAAAAUCGAGAGCUUUCUCAUGCUGCUUAUUCUUCGGGUGUGCAAUGUAUUGCUAUUUUUGG
Molecule: messenger RNA, 955 nt
Organism: Aphanomyces invadans
Lineage: Eukaryota; Oomycota; Saprolegniomycetes; Saprolegniales; Verrucalvaceae
Exons: 4
Coding region: 261-896 (211 amino acids)
Source: RefSeq, a predicted model, not a curated record